GCCGGGCGCGGCGGGGAAGGAAGGGGUCAGGGAGCGGGUCCCCUCCCCGACCCCCGAGCUGGGCUUGUGCGGCCGGCCCGGGCCGCUCCUCCUCGCCUGGCCUCGCCUCCCGGCUCCGCUGCUUCCCUUCCUCCUUCCUUCCCUCCCUUCCUUCCCUUCCCUUCCCUCCGCCGGCGCCCAUUUCGGCGCGGCCGGGCACCCGGAGUGUCUGCGGGCCGCCGGCUGCUCCGCGCCGCUUGGCUCCUUCCCCCAGUAACAGCUCCCACAUUCCGCCCCGAUCCCUCCUCAAUCUCAAUCACACACACACAUAUUACUUUUUUUUUUUUUUCCCCUCCUUCCUCGGGACUUAAUCUCCAGUCCCCCCCCCACCCGCCCUCCCCACCCUCCCCUCCCCCGGCCCCUGGCUCGGAUAUAAUUGAAUAUCACAGCGCUACGCGCUGGGUAUUUUUUUUCCUUCCUCCUCCUGUGUGUGUGUGGUGGUUUUGUUGGUUUUUUUUUUUCCCUGGUGUUUUUUUUUUUCUGCUCCUCCUCUCGGUGUGGACACCUUAAAAAUACAUAUAUAUUUAUAUAUAUAAUCGAUAACUCUACGCGUGUACACACACACACACUCACACGGGCAGGGAUGUGCGCGUAUAUACACGCGGCGGUAUAAAACACACGGGAGGAGGAGAGAGACAAUCCAGGGUGAAUUCCUCGUGCCUCCAUUCCCGGGGAAAGGGGGGAGCAGCCGCUGGCAAGCAUCACCCUUCUGUGGCAAGAGGCACCUGAAAGGAAAACUUCUGCAUAUCAAUGCACUGCCAAUGGUGGUGUAAUACCAGGGGCUGUACUGCUGCCACAUCACAAUUUUGUGGGGUUUCAGAGAGUAGUUCUGGGUUGUGUCCUUUGUUGUGACCUCAUGGUUUAACUGGGAAUAAAGAUGAGUAUAAGCAGUGAUGAGGUUAACUUCCUGGUAUAUAGAUACUUGCAAGAGUCAGGGUUUUCCCAUUCAGCAUUUACCUUUGGUAUAGAGAGCCAUAUCAGCCAGUCUAAUAUAAAUGGUGCUCUGGUGCCACCAGCUGCUUUGAUUUCCAUCAUCCAGAAAGGUCUGCAGUAUGUAGAGGCAGAAGUCAGUAUUAAUGAGGAUGGUACCUUGUUUGAUGGUAGGCCGAUAGAGUCUCUCUCACUGAUAGAUGCAGUGAUGCCUGAUGUGGUACAGACAAGGCAACAGGCCUACAGAGACAAACUUGCACAACAGCAGGCAGCAGCUGCUGCAGCUGCAGCUGCCACCAACCAACAGGGAUCAGCAAAAAAUGGAGAAAAUACUGCAAAUGGAGAGGAGAACGGAGCACACACUAUAGCAAAUAAUCACACGGAUAUGAUGGAAGUAGAUGGAGAUGUGGAAAUCCCUCCCAACAAGGCAGUGGUGCUGCGUGGCCACGAAUCUGAAGUGUUCAUCUGUGCCUGGAACCCCGUCAGUGACCUUCUGGCCUCAGGGUCGGGGGACUCGACGGCGCGGAUCUGGAACCUGAGCGAGAACAGCACAAGCGGCUCCACGCAGCUGGUGCUGCGCCACUGCAUCCGGGAGGGCGGGCAGGACGUGCCCAGCAACAAGGACGUCACAUCGCUGGACUGGAACAGUGAAGGUACACUUCUAGCAACUGGGUCUUAUGAUGGCUUUGCAAGGAUAUGGACUAAAGAUGGUAAUCUUGCCAGCACCUUAGGGCAACAUAAAGGUCCUAUAUUUGCGUUAAAAUGGAACAAGAAAGGAAACUUCAUUUUAAGUGCAGGAGUGGACAAGACCACAAUUAUUUGGGAUGCCCACACUGGCGAAGCCAAGCAGCAGUUUCCUUUUCAUUCUGCACCAGCAUUAGACGUUGAUUGGCAGAGUAACAACACAUUUGCCUCUUGCAGUACAGACAUGUGUAUUCAUGUUUGUAAACUAGGACAAGAUAGGCCCAUCAAAACCUUCCAGGGUCACACAAAUGAAGUAAAUGCAAUCAAAUGGGAUCCAACUGGUAAUCUGCUGGCAUCCUGCUCUGAUGACAUGACUCUAAAGAUCUGGAGUAUGAAACAAGACAGUUGUGUCCAUGAUCUACAAGCACACAACAAAGAAAUUUAUACUAUCAAAUGGAGUCCUACAGGACCAGGAACAAAUAAUCCAAAUGCCAAUCUUAUGUUAGCAAGUGCAUCCUUUGAUUCUACUGUUAGGUUAUGGGAUGUAGACAGAGGAAUUUGUAUUCAUACUCUGACAAAACAUCAAGAACCUGUGUACAGUGUAGCUUUCAGUCCUGAUGGCAGGUACCUGGCCAGUGGCUCCUUUGAUAAAUGUGUACACAUCUGGAAUACACAGACAGGUGCCCUAGUUCACAGUUAUCGGGGAACAGGAGGGAUUUUUGAGGUUUGCUGGAAUGCAGCAGGAGACAAAGUUGGAGCAAGUGCUUCAGAUGGUUCAGUUUGUGUAUUAGACCUCCGGAAAUAGCGCUCUUAGUUGGAAGCCAUGGACCGACUAUGAAUGUGUACAUAGCCAAAAUGACUGUCCCUGACCCAUGUACUGCUAUAGUCCCAACAGAACCAUGGCCAGUCCACUACAGCCAAAUGUAAAACAAAUAUAUACAUAUACUGUAUAUAAAAAAAAAAAAAGGAGGAAAAAAAAAAAAAAAAGGAGAAAAAAAAAAAUUUACACCCUGAAGAGGAUGACAGAGUUUUGUCACAGCUUGUGAAUCCUGUUCACCAAGUGCUGGAAUCUGCUGUGCCCCAAAAUAACAUUUAAAGGUUUUGGAUAUGAAAAACAGAAGAGAGCGAGAGAGAGAGAGAAAUAUACCAUAUACAAGAGCAGACCCAUAUACAUACCAAAAUCAGAAGAUACUAAUGGCAGCCUUCAUUACCCCUUGCCCCAUGAAAUCCCUUCUCACGUGGAUUGUGGGGUAUUUUUGUGUUCCUUCUCAGUAGUUGAGCAGUUUGUGUGUACAGAGAAAAACGGACUUACAGAAAUCUGCAGCAGUAGUUUUUUUUUUCUUUGCUUUUAAACAUUGGGUUUUCUGUUUUGUUUUGGUUAAGUUUACGGAUGCAUGAAGUAAGGGAGUGAUUUAGUUUCUUGUUUAUAUUUUUUCACCUUGGAAAACAAAAAAAAAAAAAAAAAGCGUUUCUUUGAAACAUGUUUUGAUGCAUUCUUUGAAGAGGUAGUUUGAACCUGAUGAUGUUUGGUACAUUUUGUGGCUCCCAGAGCACAAUUUUGUGAACAGAGGGAGGGUGGAAAAGGGAUAAGGGAGAGAGAAGAAAACAAAAAAAAAAUAAAAAAAUCCUUCUUUGUGGUGUGAUAUUUCACAUCCUUCUCAUCUGCAAAGUAGGAUGGAAAUGGAUAUAAUGCUAUGUUUGACUUUCUGGUGACAUGGCUGAAAUACAGUAAUUUCUUAUUUGGGACAUAAUUCUGCCAAACUUAAGAACAGAAGGGCACAAAAACAGAGGAAAAAAAAAACACAACAAAACAGGGAUGCAAAAAAAAAAAAAAAAAAAGCUAAAAAGAUAAAGAGGAAAAAUGCAUCUUCUGUUGCUUUAAGACCAUAGCUAAAAUAUGGUUAAAUUGUGCACUAUUGUGAAAAGGAGCAAAGUAUAGCUGGGGGAUUUUGUUUAAGAGGUUAAGAUCUUUCUGGACAAGGGUUCAUGCCACAGCUUCUUUGAGAGUUGCCCAUCAUUAUUUGUAGGAGCUUAGAUGUAUAAUUGUAACCAAACUCCAGUAUUAAAAGUAUUUCAUGUAAUUUUUCUUUAUUAAAAUAAAAUCUUUGGCAUAUAUUUGAUAACACUGCCAUUAAGAGGCAAAAUGUUUACUACCUUAGAUUUAAAAAAAAAAAUCUUAAACAGAGGACUUGCUUCAAGUUUAUUUUAAUAGCAGUGAUUCAGCUUAUUUAAAAGAUGAAUACUUGCACUAAUUCCCCUGCUGCUCUGGUCCUGCAGUUUAUUGUAUCUUGUGACUACAUUUUUUUCCAAAUAUAGGGUAGAUGUAAGCUGCUAUUUUUUUAAUAAUCACUACUAUAUAGUGUCUUUUACUCUGUUUACAAUAUCAAGUAUUUUUCUUACAAUGACAGAUGUAUAUGGCAAACCUUUUUCUGCUCAUGUGAUUAAAAGUAUACUAAUAGUGAUUUUAUUUGUAAAUGAUAGCAUGAGGUUGUGUUUAUGCCUAUGUGUAGUCGAAAAGGUUGCAUCAUGUCUUGCAUAAGAUUCCAAGAGUGUAAAUUUAUAAAAAAGAGAGGUUGUCAAAUUUAUGUCACAGACAUUUUACUUAAGGAAUGGUUUAUAUUACAGAGCUUUGCAAAGUUAUGGGUUUUAUAACACUAUUUCAAUCACAAUUAAUUUUGUGACUUAUGAUUGUUAGUCUCUAACCUAUUUUUUUAUUCAUUUGGGGUUUUUUUUUUCCCCCUCCAAGUUAAGUAUAAAUUCAUUUAAUUGAGAUAAUGCAGCUUUGACAUUUUAACCAUUGUUCUUUAGGCAUCGAUUUCUGCUAUUUCCAUGAAAUAAACAUGACUUGAAGCAAGUCUGAGUUUGGCUAAGGUAGGGUAGCAAUUUGCCAGUGGUAACGACAAGUCAACAAUACAUGGUUUAUAUACACCCCAGGAUUAUACUGCUAUCAUACACAGCAUUUUAACCAACACCAAGUCAUAUCCAUAAAGACAGUUAUCCGUGGUGGUUCUGUGCCAGCUAUUUUUAGGGUUUUGGAACAUAUUGCAAAUGUUUAGAGCAAUUACCCUGUGAGUUACAAUAUGUAGGAAACCUAAUAUAUUGAGUGUCUGGCACUUGAAAUAUUGCUUUUAUUGCUGGAGGUCCAUGACUGUGGCUGACCUCUGUCAUUUAAUGAAAAAAAAAAAAAAAUAAAAAAAAAUUCUGUGCAAUAAUUUAAAACUGUGCUCCCAGGAAUAGACACAAAUGUUUUGAGUAUGUUUAAGCUGCAUUUUUCGUUUAGCAAUGCAUUUGUCAAUUGCACUGAAUUUAAAUCUGAAAGUCAGAAGUGAUUCUUGAUAGUACUUUUGUAUUUUAAUAUGGACAGUUUAUUCAUUUUCAUAAAUGUUAUUGGAUGAUUCUUUCAGCCAAUCUAAACAAUUGUGGUGGAAUUCUGUGACAUAGCUGCAAAAUCACACAGCCAUUUUUUAGGGUAUUGCCAUUUUUCCUCUUUCCUCAAUCAUCAGCUGUUUUGGUUGUAAUUCUAGUUGCUUCAGCUUAGCAUCACACACUGAGAAAUAGAGGAACAGCAGAGCGUGUCCAGGUCAGGUGUGGGUCUGGCAGGAAUGAGGGCUCUGCUGGACACAGCACCUGCCCCAGGGAGUGCCCAGUGUCCCCAGGGAGUGCCCCUUGACCCCAGCAGUGUCCCCAGCCCAGGUCAGUGUCCCCAGCCCAGGUCCAGCUGUCCAGCCUCCCAUGCCACAGUGCUGCUCCUGCUCCCGCACGCCGGGUUCUGCCACCUGCCAACCAAAAACCAGACAAAAACAGCACAGAACCGAGUUAAUUACUGACUUGUACAGCACCAAGGCCUCGAGUUCCAGCGUGCCCAAAUUGCUCCUUUCAGAGGGAAAGCCAAAUGGCAGCAGGGCCCUGAUUUGUGUAGGGUGUGCAUGCUCGGUCUUAGAGGUGGAGUCAUUCCUGUUUUUAUCAGUUCAGCACGAUAACAGGCAAAUACCCAAACACAGGAUAAAAGGAAGGGGAAAAGCUGGGCUCAGAAUGAAUGAUGGGAUAAGAAAUGAGCUGCUCUUGAGUUCGCUGUCUUUCUGUGCAUCCACCUCAGAAUCCCGUUUCUCAUUUUUGCAUGACCAGAUCCAGCUUUCUGUAGAGUUCGUCUUUUUCUAUUUUUACUUUACCUUUUUCUGCAUUUUUAAAUUGAUGUAAAGAUUCCCAACCAGUGGACUUUUUAGUGUAGUUAAGAGAAUAUCUAGGUCUUCAUAAAAGCUUUUUUAGACUCUUUGUAAUGUUGAUAAACUGAGUUUAUUCUGGGACUACCAUUGUGCAGGGUUAUUUAGCAUGUCUACUAGAUGAUUGGAAAUCUUAUAUGAAACACUAAAAGUGCCUCUUUUUCUGGGUUGGGUGGAGGGCAGGUAGUAGUUACCAGAGUCAGAACGACAUGGCAUUUCGAAGCAUGUUUCUUGAUUUCGUGACACUUUAAUGCAUCUUGAGAGAAAGGCCAAAGAUUUCUACCAGUUUUUGAUUGAUUUUUGAGUUUUGAAAAGCACUCCUUUUUCCUUACACUGCUUACCUCAUGCUAGGGCGUCUGACAGGGCGUUGUACCUUGGGAAUGUCCUUUGUGUUUAGGGACAGCAGUGGGUGGCACGGGGCGGCCGUGCUGGUUUAAUUCUGAUGUUUAAUUCUGCUGUGGGGAGGACAUCCAUUACCACUGCAAACUGGGGCCUUCAGCCUGUCAAUUGUCUGGUUUUGUCUGUGUAGCAAAGAGGGGAGCCUUGGUUUUUCCAAGCUUUACUUCCUUAGAAAUCCCACUGUCUGUCACUCCACCCUUGCCAGGGCGAGUGCUGGAGGCUGUGCUGAACCCAAGGGUGGAUAAAAUGAGCUUCAACCCCAUGAAACCCCAGGAUGGAUAAAAUCAGCCUCAGCCCUAGGAUGAAUAAAAUGAGCCUCAUCCCCAUGAACACCUAGGCUGGAUAAAGUCAGCCUCAUCCCCAUGAACCCCCAAGUGGAUAAAAUCAGUCUCAUCCCCAUGAACCCCCAAGUGGAUAAAAUCAGUUUCAUCCCCAUGAAACCCCCAAGGUGGAUAAAAUAAGUCUCAUCCCCAUGAACCAACCCCCAAGGUGGAUAAAAUAAGUCUCAUCCCCAUGAAACCCCCAAGAUGGAUAAAAUCAGCCCCAUCCCUCCAUGGCAGUGGGGUUUUACCAGAGCAGGACCUGCUGGAUUUAGCCCAGUUCCUUCCUGGCUCCCUUCCCAAAGCCCUGUAGAGCCAUUCCCGGGUGGGAUCACUUUCCCCCUCUGCAGACGCCUGAAGAAAGCAGAAGCAACCUUGUGGCAUGUCAGAAGCAGAUACAGCUUGGGAGACAGCAGUAAAUCCCCAUCGGGAUCCCUGACAUUUCCUAGGGAGACAGACGUGGAGCAGUCCUCACUUCUCCCUCUAGAGAAAGCUCUGAAAUACCACGAGCUGUGAAAGUGUGACUGUCUUCACUGUCAGUCUGGUGGGAGGCAGACAAACCAGGAAAAUCUGCCCUUUCGAGUGGAUUGCAGAUUUAGUGUUAAUAGUGCUUCAGAUCAGUAGUUUUGAGUACAUAAUUCGCUUUCUUUGCCUUUAAGUUUGAAGCUUGACAAUAACUUGAGGCAUGUUUUUGUUUUGUUUUGUUUUUUUUAAAUUUUUGAAUAAUCAUUCAUUUUUACUUCAUAAUGUUUUUUGACAUUUGUGGGUAAAUACAAGAAAACAGUCUGCAUGUUGUUGCUAGUCCAGUGUACUUUGCAAUCUUGUCCUCAACAGACUGCAGUGUGCAGAACAGUAAUUCUAGAAUACAGAAGUAAUUUUCUCUCUCUCCUGACAUUGACAUUGUAGUUGUAAUGGUUUCAUUUGGAGUUACAAAUCCUUUGGGUCUAAUUCUGUGAGCCUACCUAUAGCACUGGAUUAAAAUGUCUGCAUCAUUUCUUCAGUUAUCCAGUUAAACUACAACUGUUGUAAAAGUGUAAACCAGCCCAUGACAGUUUUUUGUACUUGUUUAAAGGACUUUUAUUGUUCAGUUUUCAUGAUUAUUGUCUAAAGAAGACUGAUAUAGAUGUUCUAUACUGUCCUGGACCAUGUUAAUUACACUUUAUGAUGUAUUUUGGUUCUACAUCACAAUGAUUUGUCCCCAAGGCCCUUAUAUCCCUUCUAGGCACAUUUUCUGUUGCAGUUUCCCUUUGCAUUGUAUUGCUUUGACAACUGUAAUUUGAAUCAGAUCUGAAAGAGGUCCAGAAUAAAAUAUAUUUUGAUAUUA
This is a messenger RNA of Oenanthe melanoleuca, 7916 nucleotides long. It is a transcript of the gene TBL1XR1, whose product is annotated as TBL1X/Y related 1. The record is from RefSeq and is a predicted model, not a curated record. The coding region runs from base 917 to 2458 and encodes 513 amino acids. NCBI's taxonomy places the organism in Eukaryota, Metazoa, Chordata, Aves, Passeriformes, Muscicapidae. Gene Ontology annotation, molecular function: protein binding; transcription corepressor activity. Gene Ontology annotation, biological process: regulation of transcription by RNA polymerase II. Gene Ontology annotation, cellular component: histone deacetylase complex. The transcript is spliced from 17 exons.